Messenger RNA from Microthlaspi erraticum, 843 nucleotides. The record is from the annotation of a GenBank genome assembly. NCBI's taxonomy places the organism in Eukaryota, Viridiplantae, Streptophyta, Magnoliopsida, Brassicales, Brassicaceae.
AUGAUCCAAACCUCUUACGAAGACGAUCAUCCUCAUCAAUCUCCAUCUCUCGCUCCUCUCCUUCCUUCUUGCUCUCUUCCUCAAGAUCUCCAUGGAUUUGCUUCGUUUCUAGGUAAGAGAUCUCCGAUAGAAGGGUGUUGUGAUUUAGAAACGGGGAACAAUAUGAACGGAGAAGAGGAUUAUUCAGACGAUGGAUCUCAAAUGGGAGAGAAGAAGAGGAGAUUGAACAUGGAGCAAGUGAAGACAUUGGAGAAGAAUUUCGAGCUUGGAAACAAACUUGAACCGGAGAGGAAAAUGCAGUUGGCUCGUGCCUUGGGUUUGCAGCCAAGACAGAUCGCGAUUUGGUUUCAGAACAGAAGAGCUCGCUGGAAAACAAAGCAGCUCGAGAAAGACUACGAUACGCUUAAACGACAGUUCGAUGCCCUUAAAGCUGAAAACGAUCUUCUUCAAACCCAUAAUCAGAAACUCCAAACUGAGAUAAAGGGGUUAAAAAACAGAGAACAAACAGAGUCAAUAAAUCUGAACAAAGAAACAGAAGGAUCGUGCAGUAACAGAAGUGAUAACAGCUCAGAUAAUCUCAGACUUGAUAUCUCAACGGCACCGCCAUCAAUCGACAGCACAAUAACAGGUGGCCAUCCACCGCCUCCGCAGACAGUCAGUCGACACUUCUUCCCACCGUCGCCAGCCACCGCAACGACCACAACGACGACGAUGCAGUUCUUUCAAAACUCUUCUUCAGGACAAAGCAUGGUGAAAGAAGAGAACAGUAUCAGUAACAUGUUCUGUGCAAUGGAUGACCACUCUGGUUUUUGGCCAUGGCUUGAUCAGCAACAGUACAACUGA